AUGUCUCUCACCUUCGGCACUCCCUUCUCCCUCACCGACUUCGACCGCCUAUUCGACGAGGCAUUCAACGCCCGCGCAGGUCCCGUUGCCCGCCACGACGACCCCGCCGUCCGACUCAUGCGUCCGAAGAUGGACCUGCACGAGGACGACGAGCGCGACCUCGUAACCGCCACGUUCGGGCUCCCCGGUGGUUCGGGCCUCACCUUUCUUCCCGUUCUUUCCUUCACGGAGGCCGUGAGCCUCGACGUGCGCGACACCGUGCUCAGCGUCUCGGGCGAGUCCGCGAUUUCGGGCGGGCGCGACGAGAAGGGCUACGCGGUGCGCGAGCGCCGCUUCGGCAGGUUCUCGCGCGCGGUUCCGCUGCCUCGG
Molecule: messenger RNA, 369 nt
Organism: Epithele typhae
Lineage: Eukaryota; Fungi; Basidiomycota; Agaricomycetes; Polyporales; Epitheliaceae
Exons: 2
Source: RefSeq, a predicted model, not a curated record